Molecule: messenger RNA, 4551 nt
Organism: Macrosteles quadrilineatus (aster leafhopper)
Lineage: Eukaryota; Metazoa; Arthropoda; Insecta; Hemiptera; Cicadellidae
Product: leucine-rich repeat-containing protein 24-like
Exons: 13
Coding region: 444-2438 (664 amino acids)
Molecular function (GO): protein binding
Source: RefSeq, a predicted model, not a curated record
CCGUGGUGUGCGGAACGUCUGUCGCCCGCCGUUUCUCUGUGUCGUUUUGUGUUUUAUUGUGCUGUGUGGGUGAUAUUUUUGUUUAUGCUUAUUGUGCGUCGAAAAUGCCAAUUUGGAUACCAUCAGCUGUCUCCGGUUUGUGAUCAAAAAUUGACACUUCGGAACCUAAAAGGACUAUGUAUGUGCAUUGAUUCCCUUAUCAUCCAUGGACACUGUUAAUUAGCAUCCGUCAUGAGAAUUAUCAUGACUAAAAUGGUGAGGACAUUUUGAGCUUCGUUUAAGAAAUUAUUCGACUCUGGACAUAAACUGAUUCCUCGCAAAUGAUCAUACGAUACAAAGGACUACGCGGCGCUUACGAUGAGGUGCUUUGACAAAAGGGUGCCUACUUAAUGAUCUACUUAUUGCAACGAAGGAUCUUGGAAAGCUUUACGUAAACGAAUGCAAUGAAGCUGUGCUGGCUUGUUCUACUGUGGUGCGUUUUGGCGGUGCUGGCAGAGGAUGACUGGAGCACUUCUUGUCCUCCAGAGUGUAAAUGUAAAUGGGCCUCAGGCAAGAAGGUCGCAGAGUGCUCCAGCCAAGCGCUGACUGCAGUGCCGGACCAUCUCAGUCCAGAGAUUCAAAACAUUGAUCUUUCCAACAACAACAUGGUUUCACUGCCCAGUGAGACGUUCCGGGCAGUGGGACUCGUCAAUCUCCACAAGAUAUUCCUACGUGAGUGUGGCAUCCAAGAACUGCACAAAGAUGCAUUCAAAGGCCUUCAAAUACUCAUAGAGUUGGACCUGUCAAACAAUAGGAUACAUUCUGUUCAUCCUUUAAUAUUCAAAGACAAUGUGAGAUUAAGAGUUCUUCUUAUGCAUCACAAUCCAAUUACGAAGCUCGAAGACGGGCUUUUCACUAAUAUGUCUUUCCUUCAGACAGUGGACAUGAGUGAUUGUCAUUUAGGUCAUAUAGGGCAUAAAACGUUUAUGAAUGUCACGGCUCUUCAGCAUCUACAUCUGAACGGCAACAACUUAGUCCAUAUGAAAGUUGCGGUGGUAGAACAACUGGUCAGGUUAACUAGUCUGGUGCUUCACAACAAUCCUUGGAGGUGUGACUGCCACUUGAAGGCACUCCGCGACUGGACGAUAAACAAGAACUUGUACGCCCAGCCUACGUCGUGUGCUGAACCUCCUCACCUCGCCAACAAGCUGUGGUCGGACAUCGAAUCCAACGACUUUGCCUGCAAGCCCCAGAUUGUCUACCCUCCGCCAGAUAAAGUCACCACAGUUGAGGCGUAUGGUGGAGACGUAACUCUGAGCUGCAAAGUCAUUGGAAAUCCUCCUCCUGACGUCUAUUGGGUCAUCAACUCAAGAAUCAUCUCAAACAACACAAGAUCUAGCUAUGGAGACUCCAGGUACAGUGUGAGGGCUGGAGGAGGAUGGGUGAACCUGACCAUUGGUCGUGUGAGGAUGCAGGACCGAGGAGAGCUGACCUGUGUGGCAAAGAGUCCAGGAGGUCUGGACGAGAGGAAUGUCACCUUGGCAGUAUCUGCCAAUGGUGUAGGACCAUCAUUCCCACCCAGGUUUGAACAAAAUUGGGUUUUGAUCCUUUUCCUGAUCACGGGACUUAUGGCUCUGCUCCUGAUUGUGCUGUUGCUAUGCUGCUGCCUAUGUCGUCGCAAGAGAGGCCGACCUCCACCCAAGAAGAUGCUGGCAGAUGCACCCAACGGUGACAUAGCUCACCCCGAGAAGAGUCUUCUUACUGUUGUCAAUCCAGUCCAAAAGCCACCUCGAAGAUAUGAGGAAAAACCAACAGAGCUUCAGGAAGUCAAUAGACAGCUUCUAGAUGAGACGGGGACCAGUGUGGGAGGUGACUUUGAAGAGAGAUCCACAGAGUCCAUGACUACCACGCCGCCUCUCAUGGAGCCGCCCCACUACCCCCCAGACUUGCUGGCGUUCCCUCGUGGUAUGAGUACGCCUCCACACCUCACAUCUCCAGUGCACGGAACACUCCCAUACUCCAGGUCGCAGUCACCCUUCUCACCUACACGCCCAGGGUAUGUAACUAUCCCCCGACGGCCCCGUGUGCCCAGCUGGUCCAGUGCCCCCACUCCCACCCUGCUGGAGGAUCCACUAGGUUUGCUCCGAGCAGAGCCUGUGUAUGACAACCUCGGCCCCCGUACAACAGCGGACGGCAGCUCUGUUCUGAGUCUCAACAAAGCGGAGGCAACACCCAUAGUGAGGCCCCGUCCCACACCACAGCACUGCGCUACACUCCCUACACCUCGCCGCGCCCCAAGACAAGGGCCUGAGGGAUCUACUGUCUCUCUCCCUCGUACUGUGUCGGCCGAAGGACCUCUUUCGCCUGCCAAACCUAAAGUGCCCCCAAAACCUCCUCCAAAACCCAAAAAGAACGGUCCUUUGUACGAGGAUGAAGGCGAGGAUGGUACAGAGGUCUGAGGAAGACUUGUCCUAGAUCACUGGCGACUUGUGUCCGCUGUGCUCGUGAGUUAAAGUGAGUGACUUGUAAAUGAACACAUCAAAGUGAUGUCAGUGUAAUUCUACAGGGUACCAAACAUGACACUCGGGGUUAGAUAAGGUUGGUAGCUGUUGCCAGAAAUCUUGCCUUUUUAUCAAUCUUCUGUAUCAUAGGCCUAAAUUGAAAAUAAUUUUGUUACACAAAAUCUUACAAAAUAUACUCUUCUAUUUUUAUAGAUUUUUUAACUGUAGGAUGACAGAUAUAAUUUUUUAUUUGAUGUUAAGAGGUGUUUUUUUUUUAUUAUAUAUUUUUUUAUUAUUGAAUAUGUAUUCAUUUGAUUUUGCUAGUUCAUCUCUGCAGAUAUAUUUAGUUCUGUUUCUAUAGUUAAAAUCAUUACAAUGAAGUACUGUAUUAUCAGUGUUAACACAUCAAUAUAAUUGAAGGAUUAAUUUUUUAAUAAUUAAGUAAGUCCCUUAAAGUAUGGUUUGUAUACUUUUAGAAAAUGAUAUUAGCCUAUGUUCUUAAAUGUCAUUGUUUAACUGUUCUAAUUAUUUAUCAAUAUAACUGUUACAUGGUGUUAUUAUUAUAAUGAUAAUAUAUUUUUCUACCCAAAUAUUUGAGGAUAAGUUUUGUUUUUUAGUCAAUGUUAGAGAGGAAUGGAUCAAGAUUUGGUGUUUUUGUUUUGUAUUUUUAUACAUUUUUUUUAGUUUACUUAUAGUGCGUAUAUCUAUAUGAUUGUAUUUUUAAUUUUACAUUACCUUUUUGUGCUAUUUUGUUGUUUACAGAUUCUUUAGUUACUGUUUAUUUUUCUAAGAUUUCUUAAGUAAAUGAUCAAACCCUUGAUGGUCAAAUCACAGAAGAAGUUGUUAUGAAGUUAGUUUCUGUGGCCAAUUGGAUGACUUGUGUCAAAGUCUGUCUAUGUCAAUCGAUUCACUGACUUCAAAAUGGGCUGACAGACUUGUUGGCAAGUUCGAGGCUCAUGUCCAAACUUUGCCUUGUGGAAUAGAACUUUGGUAAAACACAAAGUUCAAAGUACAACCAACUAGGUUACAUAGUAAUGAUGUUUAUUUUUAGUCAUCUAAACCCUAAAUAAGCUGAGGGUUCAUUUAAGUUUUGAGUGAUAUUUUGAGCUUAUUAGAACUACUCUUUUAAAUUUUUUUGCGAUCUUGUUAACAAUGAUAGAAAAAGUACUCAAAAUAAUUUUGUAAAUGAAGCGGGAUAAGUUUGUAACUAGUGCUUUGAUUUUUUAAUUUAAGAAAAUACUAAGUACUAAUUUAUUAUUUUGACAUGGGAAAAUAGUCCAUUAAAAAUACAUUGGCAAAAUAUACUUUUUUUAUUUCGUUUAAUAGUGCUCCAAAGAUUAAGGAUAACCAUGUCAAACUUUAAAAUCAGUUCUGUCAUAUCUCAUAAAACUGAAAUAUUUUUCAAAGGUACUUUAGAUGGUAGGAUUUGAUGGUGCAAAUUAAUGUUUGCUAAAACAUUCAAUGAUUAUACCUAAGAUCAUAAAGGUUUCUGACAACAGCAUAAGGCAAGUGUUAUACUUAUCACUUUCGACUGUUAUGAUCUACAAUACUAUUUUGUACAGUGUGUAAAAGUCUAUAUAAUAUAUAUAUGCUUUUAUUUAAGUAUGUGUAUUAUAAAAAUCUAUAAAACAAUUCUUUAUAUUUUUUUAUGUAUGCUUCCAAAAUGGAACUUUCAGUGCCUUUUUAGUAGUAUGUAAAUAAUAUUGUACAUACAUAAUUUUAUAUGACAUGUAUAGAUUCCAAUUUUGUUUGUUUUGUGAAAUUGUUCCUUUUAUUUUAAGACUGAGAUUGAUUUGUUUAUAUGGGACCACUGUUCUGUUACUUGUUUGAGGUCAAAGAAUUGUUUAUGUAUUGUAAAUAUGGUAUCAAAUGUACUAUAUCUUCUAUGGUCAGUUUAUAAUGUUUGUAAAUAGUUAUUAUACCAAGUUACAUCUGCUAACAAGUAAUAUUUAUAUACCCAUUAGAAUUCUUCUUUUUCAUGUUUAUUCCAUUAAAGAAAUUAAGGUAGGUAUUAUACCUUGUUUGUGUCAACUGCAAAUGUCAACAUUUAAUGAACAAUAAAAGCUUUUUG